UUAGUCCGUUUAUUUCCCAUUUAUCUCCCUGCAUAUGGAUGCAUCAUAUUAUGUGGGCGAACUGACACUGCCCCCUCCGUUCUCGUUCAAUGGCGUCAGGUUUCGCAUUAUCGCUUCUACCGCCCACGAUGGGAACAAAGCUACACAGCAACCGGUUCGCACGCCAACCACUAUCCUACCAGGGUCGUCUGCUGUACCUGCUGUGUCCUCUGGCAACUACAGUCCUCCGAAAGCAAUGGGCCCUCCGAUUCCACGAAAGAGGCGCUUGAGCACCCCCGACUCUCCCACCUACUCAACACGCCAGCGGUUGGACAAUAAUCCAACGACAACGGGCAUAUCCAUAGGACGAUAUGCUCUUGAAGACCAAGGGUAAUAGUCCCGCCAAAUCACAUCCGGAAAGCAUAUCCGAUAAGAUUCUUUCUACGAUCCAAUCAGAAUCGACGACGGCGACGCGUCAUCCACGCCAGCAUAACCACAGCGCUCCCUUUCAUUCGUCCUCUCCACAACAAACAGCGGCAGCAGACGUCGAUCCUACGACGGCGGUGGCGGCAGGCGAACGUCGAUGCUGUGCUGAAGGAGAAGAGUUUGGCUGUGGUGUCCAUUAUAGCAAUUCUGGGCAGUCGGCGACAGAGAGGGUCCGCCUUCUGUGGCGGGACGUGUUGGAAAUUCGCAGGCAGCAAAUGACGUUGCGAGACAAGGAAGAGGUUCUCUUGGACGAGAUGGAGAAUCUGAGUGGGAAGCCGCGGCCUCCCAGUAGCACAAAUUCCCAGCUUCGCACUACUAGUUCAGCUACUGAGAGGCAACUAGUUGAGAUGGAGGCAGAGCUGCGAGAGGAAAGGGAUAGACGAGUACGAGCUGAAAAGGCUCUCGAGGAGGUCGAACGGGAAUGCAGAUCGCCGUUCGUUGUUCCUGCGUUGUUCCGGGCAUUCAUGACGAUCUCUGAACUCUCCCCUUGACCUUUAUCGGUCUCUGCGGUCCUCUUCCCCUCGACGAACCCUUUCUGGCUACCGGCUGCUGAUG
Molecule: messenger RNA, 1020 nt
Organism: Pisolithus orientalis
Lineage: Eukaryota; Fungi; Basidiomycota; Agaricomycetes; Boletales; Pisolithaceae
Exons: 4
Coding region: 351-956 (201 amino acids)
Source: RefSeq, a predicted model, not a curated record